This is a messenger RNA of Ophidiomyces ophidiicola, 1317 nucleotides long. RefSeq lists its product as uncharacterized. The coding region runs from base 1 to 1317 and encodes 438 amino acids. The record is from RefSeq and is a predicted model, not a curated record. Lineage: Eukaryota; Fungi; Ascomycota; Eurotiomycetes; Onygenales; Onygenaceae. The transcript has a single exon.
AUGUCGUCAUCAUGGGCCCUGUACCCAUCGUUAUAUGCCCUUCCUGAGCACUGCGAACCUUCGUCACCAUUUUUAGCCGCGAUUUCGUCUCUUUUUCACACAUGCCUACCUACACCUCUUGGACUACUCUCGACAACGCUUGGGACUCUGAGUAUCGUGUCAUGGCUAUUCGCCCAAGUACCCCAGAUAUACAAAAACUAUACAAUUCAGUCGACGGCAGGGUUAUCUGCUUGGUUUCUCGUCGAAUGGUGUUUAGGUGACUCUGGCAACUUGAUAGGGUCAAUAUUAACUCGCCAGGCAGGAUGGCAGAUAACCAUCGCAGCAUACUAUGUGCUGGUGGACGUUGUCCUUGUUUUCCAGUAUUACUGGUAUACCUACUUAAAAGAAUGGCAGUUUCCAAGAUUUGCUCAUGUCCGAUCUCUCGACCUUGAUAGAGAUGAAGCAUCAUGGGAUGCCAUACUGCCUUGCGACGCCGAUGCUUGCGGGCGAAAUGACACUAUUGAUCCUGCUGCACCACUUGAGACAAAAACCUCCCCAGCGCCAACUGGUGAUCACUCAAAUAGAUUUCGGACCAAUUCACUUGCAUCCCCGGAUGAGAAACGCAACCAGCCCUCCCGAACCAUUCAGCGCAGCGUCGCCGGUGCUGCCGGUGCACUACCACUUACAUCUCCCCGCGCUGUCGUUAUGGUUACAUUACUCUGCGCAGUUCUUUCUAACGCAGCCACCCUUCCCGCUACACAACCACCACCAACCAAUCCAUAUCCAUCUCCUCAUGACUCCGAUGCCAGAAUUCUGGCUGGGCGCAUUGCCUCUUGGACUUGUACUGUUAUGUACCUCGCAUCUCGUCUUCCCCAAAUUUUGAAGAACCAUCGCCGAAAAAGUACCGCGGGCCUAUCACCGCUUCUCUUCUUCGCUGCAUUUUGUGGAAACUGUUUCUAUUCUUCGUCCUUGCUGACAAACCCGAACGCCUGGAAUGAUUAUCCCGCCUAUGGUGGUGGUGGAUGGGUCGGCGCCGACGGCAAUGACCGCUGGGAGUGGAUUACACGGGCCGUCCCUUUUUUCCUCGGUGCUGCGGGCGUUUUACUACUUGACGCCACUGUGGGUAUCCAAUUUAUGAUGUAUGCAGAGCAACAUGACGAACUAGUGGUCAAGGUCCGCGAGCAUGGGAAAAAUAAGUGGAGAAAGGUGACAGGCUGGAUGAGGGGCUGGGUUCCUUCGAGUCCGGAAACCGACAACGCAGCUGUCGCAGCUGUGGUAAGAGCAGAGAACCAGGCGUUAUUGGCUGCAUAUCAAAGGGAUAGAUAUGGUGCUGUUUAA